Messenger RNA from Labeo rohita (rohu), 2373 nucleotides. RefSeq names its product F-box and leucine-rich repeat protein 8 (gene fbxl8). The record is from RefSeq and is a predicted model, not a curated record. Gene Ontology annotation, molecular function: protein binding. The coding region runs from base 163 to 1266 and encodes 367 amino acids. The transcript has 2 exons. Lineage: Eukaryota; Metazoa; Chordata; Actinopteri; Cypriniformes; Cyprinidae.
AACGCAUAUGUUUUUUUCAGAAGUCUGACAGACAUACAGACAGUGGAGUCGUCACGAACUGUGCUGGGUUAAGAGGUUUUCGGUUAUAAUAUCAGAUAACCCGUUCCAAGUGUAUUGAACGUACUGCGGCUGACAGAAGAUAAAAGGCUGAUUUGGAAUGGAAUGGAUCUGCCAGAAGAGAUCCUUGCACACAUUUUCUCUUUCCUGUCUUUACAGGACAAAUGCAAUGCAUUUACUGUUUGUAAGGCUUGGUCUAAUAUCAUGACACACCCAAGCUCAUGGAAAGACACUGAAGUCAGGUGUGAGUCAGGAACCACUGUCCCAGACAGGUAUUCUGCUCUUCUGCCAUUGGUCAGAAAUUUGAAACUGAGAAUGUGCCUUACCGAUCCAGCCAAUCGCAAAACAGCAUUGCAGGUGCUGCGGCAGGCGGUUGCCAGAGGUGACGGGCGGCUGGAAGGACUUUCCAUCAGUUGUGUGGGAAACACGCCUCUUUUUUAUGCUGGUCAAGACCUGCAGCAAGGUUUAGUGGACAUACUGACAAAUGGGUCGUCCCUAACCGUGCUUGACCUAAGGGGUGUACCCUUCACCCUCAGCGACUCCUUUGUCAGGAGUGUAGCCAUGCUUUGCCCUGCCCUGCAUAGCCUUUACAUCAACAAUCACUCUCUGGUGUGUGGCGUUAAUGCCGAAACGUUGCGGCAAGUGCUGAAAUGCUGCCGGUCACUCAACGUUCUUGGAGUUUUUCAGGCUAGUCUGUCACAAGACGUCUUUAAAGAUCUCAUGUUGCCAGAGCGACCAGCACUAAAGAAACUAGAGCUCCGUUGCGAACGCUCGCUCAAAUACACCGUGUCACUCUGUGACCAGAUAUGGUUAGAGUUGAAACUGAGACACCCGCAUCUCUGGGUGGAACUUGUGCUGGACCACACCCUGCCUGAAUUGCACGUUCCAGGGGUACUGCAACCCAACAUCCCUGUCCGAUGCCUUCGGCUGCUCACUUGGACUUUGCUGUUGGACGAAAUCCGGAUAGUCAGGCAGAGUUACGCAAAAACGUUAGAGAUUUUGGAGGUGCAGACAAUCCCGUCUGCUGAACUUAACGCGGAGCUGAUAGCCUUAGCAAAGCAGUGCAUCAGGCUUCAAGAGGUUCACUGUUAUUGUGUGGUCUCGCAAGAAGUAAUAACAGCGUUCAUCACCAACUGUCCAAAUCUUUGCAGAUACACACUUAAAACACAUAAAGAGCCUCACCCAUGGUCCCCUAAUAAUCUACAGUAAUGCUUUCAAGCUAAUCAAGGUCUAAUCAAAUAACUCCAUUUGUGACGCUGAUUAUGUGAAAUCCUUUAAAUGUUCUUGUUUCCAUUUGAGCUGACGAUGCUCUUUGGAUUAUUCUCAGAUCAUACUGGGGAAUGUGAUCAUCAGGUUGUAGCUCAAAUGCUGUCACUACAGCAAAAGCGAGAAAACAAAUACUGAGAUGUUAAGAAAAUCAUGUACAUUUUACUUCACUCAAAUAAAUUUCACUAAAAUCAAUCAAAUAUAAAAUAGUAUUCUGUCAUCACUUAUUCAGCCUCAUGUUAUUCCAAACCUGUACAACUUACACUACCAGUCAAAAGUUUUUGAACAGUAAGAUUUUUAAUGGUUUUAAAGUCUCUUCUGCUCACUAAGGCUGCAUUUAUUUGAUCCAAAGUGCAGUAAAAACAGUAAAAUUUGUAAGAUAUUUACUAUUUAAAAUAACCGUUUUUCAUGUGAAUAUAUUUUAAAAUAUCAUUUAUUCCUGUGAUUUCAAAGCUGAUUUUUAAGCAUCAAAAAACAUUUAUUAUUAUUAUUAUGUUGAAAACAGCGGAGUAGAAUUUUUUUCAUGUUUCUUUAAUGAAUAGAAAGUUCAGAAGAACAACAUGUAUCUAAAUAGCAAUAUUUUGUACCAUUGCAAAGGUUUUUAUCAUCUAUUCUGAUCAAUUUAAAGCAUCCUUGCUAGAUAAAAGUAUUAAUUUCUAUAAUUUCUUUCCCCAAGAAAAAAAAUACUGACUGCAUAGUGUAUAAUGUUACAAAAGCUUUUUUAUUUCAGGUAAAUGCUGAUCUUUGGAUUUUUUUAUUCAAAGAAUCCUGAAAAAAUGUACUAAACUGUUUUAAACAAUAAUAAAAAUAAUAAUAAUGUUUCUUGAACAGCAAAUCAGCAUAUUAGAAUGAUUUCUGAAGGAUCAUGUGACACUGAAGACUGGAGUAAUGAUGAUGAAAAGUUAGCUUUGAUGACAGGAAUAAAUUAUAUUUUAAAAUACAUUCAAAUAGCAAACAAUUAUUUUAAAUUGUAAAAAUAUUUUCAAAAUUUAGCUUUUUUGCAUGACUUCAAAUCAAAUAAAUGUAGGUCUGGUGAGGCCACUUCUUAAA